Hippocampus comes (tiger tail seahorse) is the source of this 1579-nucleotide messenger RNA. RefSeq names its product ATPase H+ transporting accessory protein 2 (gene atp6ap2). NCBI's taxonomy places the organism in Eukaryota, Metazoa, Chordata, Actinopteri, Syngnathiformes, Syngnathidae. The record is from RefSeq and is a predicted model, not a curated record. Gene Ontology annotation, molecular function: signaling receptor activity. Gene Ontology annotation, cellular component: membrane; external side of plasma membrane. The coding region runs from base 54 to 1142 and encodes 362 amino acids. The transcript has 9 exons. Gene Ontology annotation, biological process: positive regulation of Wnt signaling pathway.
GUGUGGGAUCAUGUGAUCUCUGCUGGAAGGAAGCACAGAGACGGGGACAGAAUAUGUCGCGGAUUACCUGUCUGGGGAUGGAGGCUUUGCCCUUCGCCGUGUUCGCCCUCCUUUUCCUCUGCACGACUGAUGUCCGUGGGGAUAGUUUGACAGUGCUGCAAGCUCCAGAGUUUGUCUCCUUCCAGAAAGGAAAGUGGCCCAUCUCCGGCGAAAAGAUUCCCGACCUGGUGGCCCUAACCAUGGGCUUCUCUGUUCAAGAGGAUCUUUCUUGGCCCGGCUUGGAGGCUGGUCCCCUAUUCCAGCGUCCCCGCGCGAAUGUUCUGGUAGUGGUCCGAGGAGCCGAUGACCUUGACUUUCCUCAGAGUGUGGCCUCCUAUCCCUUGGAGAAUCCAGUGCCCUUCACUCUGGAUAGUGUCGCAGAGACGGUGCACUCCCUGUUCGCAGAGGACACACCUGUUGUGCUGCAGCUCGCACCAAGUGAAGAGAGGCUGUACAUGCUGGGCAAAGCCAACGCCGUGUUUGAGGAUCUGCCGGUUACCUUGCAGCAGAUCCGAGGCCGCCUGUUCCAAGAUGGCUCCGUGCUGGCCACCCUGCCACUCAAGUCCCUCAGCAGGAAUGCAGAGGCUGAUUUGCUGUUCCUCUCUGAGAUCCAAGUUCUGUAUGAUAUCACAGCUCUACUGCAGAGACACAGGCAUCUGGCCAAGGACCACUCUCCAGACGUUUACUCCCUGGAGCUGUCGGGCCUGGAGGAACUGAGCCGUGUCUACGGACAAGACUCUCCUCAGCAUCGCGAUGCUAUCGCUCUUCUCUCCUCCGUCCUGCAGAAGUUUGGAGAGGACGUGUACAAUCUUUAUGGCAACAGUGCCGUGGUGGAGGUCGUGACAGUGAAAAACUUUGAGGCUCCUCUCACCAGGAAAUCCCGCUCCAUUUUGGAAUCGAAACAGAUCAGCAACCCGGGAAGCCCGUACAACUUGGCUUACAAGUACAACUUCAACUAUGCCGUGGUAUUCAACAUUGUACUGUGGCUGAUGAUUGUGCUGGCGCUUGCAGUAAUUGCCGUCAGUUACAACCUAUGGAACAUGGACCCGGGCUAUGACAGCAUCAUCUACAGGAUGACCAACCAGAAGAUCAGGAUGGAUUGAAAACCUGACCCUCGAUGACUCCACUCAUCCAUCCCCUUGGAUCUCGCUAGUGAUUGUUUUGUGCUUUGUGUUUGUGUAAUUAAACAGUGAGUCAGCAAUUGGUUUACAAUGCUGCUGUGGUAGUUGAAAGCGAAUAUCAACAUUACAACACAUCAUUCCUCAUAGGUAAAGCGUCUCACUGAGUUUUUGUAAUGUGUGGUCAUGUUUUGAAAGAAUGCAUGAAUUUGUUGUGAAAAUGUGUUAAGUUAAAUAUGUGUAUAUAUUGAAAAUACAAAUGCAACUCUAUGACAAAAUGAUGUUUUCAAUGUGAAAAGAUUAUUGUUUGAAAAUGUGUUUUCUGCUUGAAAUAAUACCGUGACUGUUGUAAGCAUUGUGCAAAGAAAGUUAACCGUAAAACACACUUGCAAAAUAAUGAAUAAAUUAUGGAUCAGACAAUG